CAGUUGGCACCGUAACGAAAGCGUAGUACCGGAGAGCUACGUGAGACGGCAGUCAAGUCCUCGCUUGGUCAUCCCACCCUUCGAUCGCCUGCCGAUUCCGUUAAAAAAUUCCAUCUUUGCUCUUCCUUUCCCAACUCUCUCCUAAGACCUCGAUUCCCUCUUCCUGCACUCCUCUCCAAAACCUCGGCAAACCCCCAAAGCUACCACCAUCGUCGAUCGAGAGCGCGUCAUCUGGUCCUCCAUGUCCGGCUCUAUGAAGCUUUCUCUCAAGCUCCUCGUCGACGAGGAGAAGAACCGCGUCGUCUUCGCCGAAUCCGACAAGGAUUUCGUUGACAUCCUCUUGAGCUUCCUGACUCUACCCAUCGGCACCAUCGUCCGCCUCCUCGGCAAGAAAUCCUCCCUCGGCGCCAUGGACUGCCUCUACAAGAGCGUCGAAAAUCUCGACGCCCGCUACUUUCAGGCCGCCGCAUGCAAGACGAUGCUCCUCCGUCCCAAUAACCCGUCCAGGGUCCAAUGCGAGGGCUUGGCUUUGAGGGUCGAUGAUUCGGAGCCGCUGGUCUACUAUAAAUGCCCCAGGAAGAGGUAUAACUGUGGUUUUAGCUCGGUUCCUGGAGCUCGGUGCCCCUGUGGGCAGGUCAUGGAGGUGCCGUUUGUUGCGAUGAAUUUGGAUGGUGCGGAGGGAUCGGACGGAGUGUUCGUCAGGGGGGGAACGAGCUUCAUUGUCAGUGAUGAUUUGUCGGUGAAACCGGUUUCGAUGGGUGCGAGCCUGGCCUUGAUCCAGAAGCUUGGGAUCGAAGAUGGAAGUGUUCUGGCGAAGAGGAAUGUGGAAUUGGGUGCAGAGGAGGUUUUGAGCUUGCUUAAGAGAUCAUUGGUAUCGAAAAGGCCUUUGACGGACUUAUUUUUGCAAGAGCCAGACAUGAUUGAUGAUGCGGAGAAUUCACUGAAGUCAAUAAUGGAAGUCAUAAUUCAGACCAGAGUGAAAUAUAGAUCAACAGCCACUGAUUCCAAGAGAAUAGAUGUGAAACUUUUCCUAAGUAAAGAGAGUGACAAGGUAGUGUAUGCAGAAGCCAGGGAAGACUUGGUGGAUCAACUAUUCAGUUUCCUCACCUUUCCUUUGGGAUCCAUUCUUAAGCUCUUGGACAAGCAUUCUUCCCUGGGUUGUAUUGACAAUCUAUAUGAGAGUGUUGAGCUCUUAAGUAAUAGCUAUAAUUACAUGAAGUUUAAGGAGUGCAGUGAUAUGCUAUUGGCUCCGAAGCUAGCUCCUUAUUUUGGUUGCGACAACCAGCUGUUAGAUAUUGGUGAAAUGUGCCCACAAACAACCAAAGUGUGUCAUAAAUCCUGCUUUGGUCUCCCUUCUGCUACUAUCACAUGUUUGCACGGUGUAGAGACUAAAUGCAGCUAUGAAAUGAAUCCGAAGUUUCAGACCUCUGGUACUGGUACUGGAGGAGGUUUUGCUAAGGAGAUGAUGACAUUCAUGGUUACAGACGAGAUGGAGGUGACUCCGCUCUCACCCAUUUCAGCUGUCUCUAUCAUCAACAAAUUGAUGGUACCAAUCAACAGUUUAGAGGAGGCACAAGCCAGCCUGGGAGAAGCAGAGGUGCUGAAUUUGUUGAGGGCUUGCUUGACCUCAAGCACGGUCCUAAGUGAUGUCUUCUCGCCUAAUUUGUUGACGUUACUACAUGAAAGAUGGUGUGGCCAACAUCCUAGUAAGUCACUUCUUUGAGGGCAUCCUACUAAGCCUCUUCAGUUUUGAGGUUAAAUAUGUAUUGAUACAGUGACCAGUAUUAGAUGGCUGUAUGCUUAUUUUCUGGAUGUAGAUUCCUAGGCGUUGCUAAAUGAUUCCAUGGCUGCUUUUUAUCCAAGGGAGUGGAUGCAAACCCGUAGUUAAUUUCAUGAAAUGUUCUGCGGCCUCUAAGAUCAUAUAAUGUAUAUGGAUGUGGUUAUCUUCCAAAAUGUAUUAAUACAUCUUGGUCGGCAAUUGGAGUUUGUGCUUUUCA
This is a messenger RNA of Phoenix dactylifera (date palm), 1997 nucleotides long. RefSeq lists its product as uncharacterized. The record is from RefSeq and is a predicted model, not a curated record. Lineage: Eukaryota; Viridiplantae; Streptophyta; Magnoliopsida; Arecales; Arecaceae.